This is a messenger RNA of Dromiciops gliroides (monito del monte), 1032 nucleotides long. RefSeq names its product zinc-alpha-2-glycoprotein-like. Gene Ontology annotation, biological process: immune response. NCBI's taxonomy places the organism in Eukaryota, Metazoa, Chordata, Mammalia, Microbiotheria, Microbiotheriidae. The record is from RefSeq and is a predicted model, not a curated record. Gene Ontology annotation, cellular component: external side of plasma membrane.
AUGGAGUGUCAGAGGAGGUGGAGACAGUUCUCUUCAGCCUGGCUUCUCAUUUUGGGAGCACUUGCAUUGAGAGAUACCCAGGCAGUCCACCACAGGCAUGUGGUUCAGUUUACUGCAGUGGGCACAAUCCAGUCUCUUUUGGAACUAAAUGCAAUUAGCUUCUUGGAUGAUGUUGAAACAGUAUCCUACAAUAAAGUACAACAGGAACUUAUCUUCAAGAUACCCUGGAUCUCCAAGGUAUUGGAAGUUGAUUCCAUUACCCAGAUGCGUCGUUUAUUGGUGGACCAUGAGAAAGAUUUCCACUGGAAAAUCCAACACUUAGCACAGAAUGACACUAACUCUAACAGAAACCACACAUGGCAGGUCCUUGCAGAUUGUGAAAUAAACAAUGACAUCAAGUUAAAGAGCCAUGUCCAUUUAAUUUGGGAUGGAGAGGAAUAUUACAGGAUUGAUGAAGAGGUUGGGCACUGGGAGACCUUAAAGCCUGAAGUCAAGAAAUACCAGUACUUUCUAGAGACUCGCUUCUGGACCUACAUAAUGAAACACUACAUGAAACGAUAUUGUGUUGACAUGAUGAGGAAAGUCGUUGGGUACUCAAACUUAAGAGAUAAUGUGCCCCCUGAAGUGACUGUAUCCCACCAUGUCAGCCCAGAAGGCAGCAGCAUUCUCUCCUGCACAGCCAGAGGCUUCUACCCUCACUCUAUCCUGCUGCACUAGAAGAAUGGGAAGCUCGGUGUAUGGGGAAAGGAGACUUCCAGUGGCACCCUGCCCAAUAUGGAUUCUACCUUCUACCUUCAAGUUACCUUAAAGCUCCCACCAGAGGACUCAGAGAAAGAUUAUACUUGUGUGGUAGAACACAGUGAGCUGAAGAGCCCUGCUGUGUAUCCAGUACCUGAAAAGCCCAAAAUGGGGAAGCCUUGGGUCCUGGCACUGGGUAUUGUGUUAGCUGUCAUUCUACUGUUCUGCUGUGCUGGGACCUUCAUUGCUUGGAAGAAAAGGAAGUCAGGUAUGCAUGUAAUGAGAGAGAAGUGA